Messenger RNA from Cryptomeria japonica (Japanese cedar), 978 nucleotides. Its product is annotated as F-box/kelch-repeat protein At1g15670-like. Lineage: Eukaryota; Viridiplantae; Streptophyta; Pinopsida; Cupressales; Cupressaceae. Gene Ontology annotation, biological process: regulation of phenylpropanoid metabolic process; negative regulation of cytokinin-activated signaling pathway. The coding region runs from base 1 to 978 and encodes 325 amino acids. The transcript has a single exon. The record is from RefSeq and is a predicted model, not a curated record. Gene Ontology annotation, molecular function: protein binding.
AUGGAUUUUCUGCAGGAACUCCCUGAACAAAUAUUUCGAGAUAAAUUAUUGAGAGUGCCAUAUAAAUCUCAGCGAAAGAUUAAGGAGUUGUUGGAACCUGCUAAAGAAAUGAUGGAAUGUUCUCAAUUUUAUCAAGAUAAAAUUAAGUUUGGGCUGGCUAAAAAAUAUGUAUGCUUGCUCGAGAAAGCUGCGAUAACUAUAUAUGAUCCAGUUGAUCAAUCCAGUAUAAUGCGCAGUUGUAGUGCCACUGGUUUUCAUCUCGAUAGGAAAUCUCAGAUUGUGUGUGCUAAACAUAAGCUUGUUUUGUUGGGUUUGAAAUUGAAUCGAAAUUAUACUUCAACAAUUUUGAUAUAUGAUUUAUUAUCUAAUACAUGGAAACAAGGUGCUCAAAUUCCAACUGUGACAAAUAGUUUUGCCUGUUGUGCCUCACCUGAGGGAUCAAUUUACGUUGCCGGAGGGUAUGUAGGAGUGUAUGCCGAUUUUAGUUCUCCAUCACGUAAAGCAGCAGUAUAUAAAGUAGAUGAAGAUGAGUGGGAGCUUCUUCCUGACAUGCACCAUGAAAUUAGCUAUUGUGGGGCUGUUUUUUUUGAAGGAAUGUUUUAUGUCAUUACUUGUACUGAUAGAACUCAAAGAUUUGAUCCCAACACAAGAGUAUGGACAACAGUUAAUUUGUCUUUUUACAUUCCACGGUACGUAUAUGCUAUGUUUGGACGGCUAAUUGCGGUUACAGAAAAAAAAAUAGAGCAAUAUGAUUGGGACGGAAAUGUGUGGAGAGAAUUGGAACUCCUCCCUCAAAAACUUAGGUAUAUUCAAGUCACAGUGUGGCGUGACCAAAUUUUCUUGUGCGGAAAUGAGACGACUCCCAAAUUUUAUAUGUAUAAGCCUGGAGCAGCUCUAUCCCAGAGGUGGAUUUCUCUCGAUGACCCGAAAUUUUCAGUGUACGCGACAGUCAAAUCUAUUGUCACCAUAGAUAUUUAA